UACCAACCCAAAAUGAUAAAUACCAUUUUCAUUUGGUUAACCGCUUGAAUUUGAUUUUUGUCUUGACAAAAGUGGACUUAAGACGAUUAUGAGGUUAAAAAAGAGCCCCAAGAAAGAUUAUUUUCACCCCAUAGUGACUGAUACUUGGCUAAGGCAUAAACAUAUUUUCAAGUUCUGUCCUAGCAAGCAUUGCUUAUUUAAUAUUUCUUUCUGUCAUUUCUGCUCAACUAUAAAAGGUCUAAUGGCACCUAAAAAAGGAGCAGCCAAACCAGCAAAGGCACAGGCAGGAAAAAGUGAAGAUGCAGGAGGAAAGGAGAAAAAAGGAGGGACUGCAGUAAAGGUUCGGCACAUCCUCUGCGAAAAACAGAGCAAAUGUUUGGAAGCUCUGGAAAAACUAAAAGCUGGUCAGAAGUUCCCUGAAGUUGCUAUGGCUUAUAGUGAAGACAAAGCUAGACAAGGUGGUGAUUUAGGGUGGAUGACCAGAGGUUCAAUGGUAGGACCUUUCCAAGAUGCUGCAUUUGCCUUACCAAUAUCUUCUGUGAAUAAUCCUGUUUAUACAGAUCCUCCAAUCAAAACUAAGUUUGGUUAUCACAUUAUAAUGGUAGAAGCAAACUUAUUAGAUGGAUAAGUUGGGAGUUGACUCUCAGUUGUCUGUAACUUCAUUUUUCAAGCUGUUAAUAACUAACCUAUAGGGUCAACUGUGAUAAUUGUAAACACUUUUGACAGGUUUGUUUACAUUUACCCAAAUGUCUUAUUUUCUCAGUACCAAAAACUAAGGGAUAAAAUUUAAUAGGAAAGCAUAAUUCUCUCAUAUUUUCAUUGUUUUUUCCAAAGAAAUAAGAUUUCUUGAAAAUUUUUUAAAUGUUUAUUUUGAGUAUCAAAAAGACACGUUUUGUUUACUUUUGCCUGGUGUUUUAGGUUUAAAUGUAAACACUUUAUUUUUAAACUAUAUGUAUACUUUCACUAGGGAAAAUGUAAACACAAUGAGUACUGGAUGUCUGAUAAUAAUCUCAAGUGGUUUUAAGGAAUGUUUACAUUUACCCCAAGUUCCAUUGUAUUUAUAAAUAAAAACUGAUUAAUUGCUCGGGAGGAACUUUAUUUUACAAACAUUAUAAAUAUAAACUGGAGUAUUACCAAUGCGUAAUAAAUUUGAUUAGAGGUAACGAUUCUAAAAGAGACACAACCAAAACUAGGAACUUCAUUUUCCUUAAACUUAUGUUAACAAUCAAAUUGUUAAAUAGAAAAAAACAUAAAUAAAC
Molecule: messenger RNA, 1259 nt
Organism: Acanthoscelides obtectus
Lineage: Eukaryota; Metazoa; Arthropoda; Insecta; Coleoptera; Chrysomelidae
Source: the annotation of a GenBank genome assembly